Messenger RNA from Capsicum annuum, 2351 nucleotides. Its product is annotated as AT-hook motif nuclear-localized protein 5. Gene Ontology annotation, molecular function: minor groove of adenine-thymine-rich DNA binding. The transcript is spliced from 5 exons. Bases 961 to 2004 code for a protein of 347 amino acids. NCBI's taxonomy places the organism in Eukaryota, Viridiplantae, Streptophyta, Magnoliopsida, Solanales, Solanaceae. The record is from RefSeq and is a predicted model, not a curated record.
UUACUUUAAUUUAAAAGCUGGAAAUUUUUCUACUACUAUUUCAUACUACUUAGCUUUUGUCUUUAUCUUCCCUCCUCCUCCUCUUCCUCUUUUCCCCAAAAAAAAAAAAAAAACUCAGUUCAUCAUCCUUUUCCCCUCAUUUCAAAUCUAGGGUUUCUUUUUUUUUCUUUCACCUUGCCUAUUUAAUGUGUUUUUUUUUGAACUUUUUUUUAAUUCAAAAUUAUUAUCUUGGUGGGUUUUUUUAGUACUAUAUGAAGCUUAAAUGUAUGAUCUUUAGAAGUUAAAAAACAUUUUUUUUUUUACAUUUCAAGAUUUCAUUUUUUUUGUGUGUUUAGCUUUUUGCUGAAGUUCUUGAAAAACCCCAUGUUAAACACUUUUGAGGAUUUUGAGAAAAAGAUUGUUUUUUUUUGCUGGUUUGAUUAGUUUUAUGUUGUGGGGUUUUGUGUUUUUGUUUGUUCUUUAUGUUCCAUUUUGAGUUGGUUGGUUGAGCUUCAAAAAGUUGCUAACUUUUUGGUGAAUUUAAGGACCAAGACUCAGUUUUUUUCUCUUGUGGAGUACAAAUUUUAGUGAGGAUUUUAGUUAAGUUGGGGUUUUGUGUUUUUAUUUGUAGUUUAUGUUCCUUUUUUAAUUGGUUUGAUUGAGCUUAAAAAAUUUACCACCUUUUAGUAAAUAGAAGUAUCAAGGCUCAGUUUUUGUUCUACUUUUGUUGUUGGGUUUUGUCUUUUGUAUUUGUUCUUUAAUGUUCCAUUUUGAGUUGGUUUAUUGAACUUAAAAAAUUUGCCACCUUUGGUUAAAUAGAAGGAUCAAGAUUCAGUUUUUGUUCAAUUUUCGUUGUUGGGUUUUAUGUUUCAUUUUGAAUUGGUUGAUUGAGCUCUAAAAAUUUAUCACCUUUUUGGUAUAUAGAAGGAUCAAGAUUCAAUUUUUUUGUGUUCUGGAGUUUGAAUUUUGGUGAGUAAAUGCAUGGAUAUAAAGGAAGGGAUGACACUAUCUGGUUCUGCUGGUUACUAUUUCAAUAGAGGGAUUAGUGGUUCUGGUGCUGGUGGUGGUAGUGGGUCUGGGACACCUACAGGGGUACCUACCCCACCUGGUUACAAGACUCUAACAAGUGCUAACAUUUCAGUUCAGACCAAUGUGGGGGGUGGUAGUGGUAGUGGUAAUGUGAACUCAGGAUACCAGGUUGAGAACCCAUCAUCCAAUUUUGGUCAUGGUGUUAACAUUAGUAUGGGUUCUAGUGUUUCACCUGGUAGUGGUCUAGUGAAAAAGAAGAGAGGUAGGCCUAGGAAAUAUGGUCCUGAUGGGACCAAUAUGUCUUUAGCAUUGUCCCCUUUGUCUAGUAACCCUCCAAGUGGGUCUAUCACUCCUGGGCCAAAGCGUAUCAGGGGCCGGCCUCCCGGAAGUGGGUGGAAGCAACAAUUAGCUAAUGUUGGUGAAUGGAUGAGUAGUUCGGCUGGACUGGCUUUUACUCCUCAUGUUAUGCAAAUUGGUGUAGGAGAGGAUGUAGCAGAGAAAUUGUUGGCAUUUGCACAGCAGAGGCCUAGGGCUUUAUGUAUCUUAUCAGCUAAUGGCACAGUUUCAGCUAUAACAUUACGUCCCCCUGCCAGUUCUGGUGCCAGUGUUACUUAUGAGGGCCGUUUUGAGAUACUAUGUCUGUCUGGUUCUUACUUGGUUGCUGAAACCGGUGGUCCACGCAAUCGUACCGGUGGUAUAAGUAUCUCAGUUUGUAGUCCUGAUGGCCAUGUAAUUGGCGGUGCUAUAGGGGGUAGGCUCAUAGCAGCCAGUCCUGUUCAGGUAGUCGUAUGCAGCUUUGUCUAUGAUCCAAAGUUAAAGAACAAACCAGAAAGCAGCAUUAAAGACGAGAAAGAGUCUACUGAAAAGUCAUCUACACCAGUUGGUGCCACACUGAAUCAAGGUCCUACUUCAGGGUCUGGUUCGGGUGUUUGGCCUCCAAGUUCCCGGCCAGAUGUAAGAAAUUCCCAGACCGAGAUUGACCUGACGCGUGGAUGACACAAUUUGGUUUGUAUAUACGUGCUGUUGUAAAUGAAAUGCGCCAGGAGAUCAGCUCAAGGAUUCAACUGUCUCUGCCUAUUAGUAGAUGAUGGACUAUUCUAACUUUGUAACAAAGUUCUCCUUUUAGGUACUGCUUAGUGGUAAGGUAGAGGAUCAUGCUUAUUUAGAAGGUUAACUUUGAUGGACCAAAUUUAUUCAGGAUAAGUGGUGGAAGUGCUUUUGGUCUCUUUUCUGUUGUAACUUUAGAAUAUUCUGAUUUUGGGGACAAAUCAACAGGCCAAAAAUGAGUUUCUUUUUGUAACAUGUCUUGAAACAUUGUUAUUUAUCUUUUUCCUUCACAAGAA